Molecule: messenger RNA, 1380 nt
Organism: Cylicocyclus nassatus
Lineage: Eukaryota; Metazoa; Nematoda; Chromadorea; Rhabditida; Strongylidae
Source: the annotation of a GenBank genome assembly
AUGUUCUCACAAAUCUUCGAUCAAAUCAAAGAAGGCUUAGCCGAUGCUGCCAAUCAACCAGCGCAAGCUCCUUCUGGUAAGCCAGCUCAACAAGGAGAGGGUUCUGCUUCGGGUGGUGGUAGCGGAGACUUCCUCAGUGGACUCAUCAAUGUCGCUAAAGAAGUUGGAUCGGUGAUUAAUGAGGAUAACAAGACUCCUGCACCACCUCCAGAGCCACAACAGAAUCCAGGUUUCAAACAGGAAGAUAUUGCUAUGAUCUCGAAGGGAAUUGGAGCUUUGGUCAACACAUUAAUGGAUAAGAAGGAAGGAGGAGAUCAAGCUUCUGCCGAAGCUGGAAAAGCGAAGUUGGUUGGCGCACAGGCCACGGAGACCAAUGAGGCUCCCGGAGCAGGUGGAGACUUCCUCGGUGGACUUAUGAAUGUUGCCAAAGAUGCAUACAAAGCAAUGGGAGAACAACAGAAACCGGAUACGCUUUCUGCACCACAGCAACAGCCCCAAUCACAACUUGGAUCUGACGACAUCUCUAAAUUCAUCCAAGGAUUGGCUCCACUCGUUGGCAAAGCCUUUGGCGGUGGCGAAGCAGCAAGCGAAAAAGCAGGCGGAGAGGGAACAACCAGUGUUGCUCCCCAGCAGCCUACUGGACAGCAAGGUACAGCUGCCGAGCACGAUUUCUUGAACAACUUCCUGAACAUCGCCAAAGAAGUCGGCAUGAAACUUACCGAUCAGCAAGGCGGACAGGCGGGAGUACAACCCGAGGCUGCUGCAGCAGCCAGUCACGACAAAUCCAAAGUAAGCACAGAAGACUACACCAAACUACUGUCGGUACUUGGUCCCCUUGUUGGCUCAAUUGCAAGCAAGACUUUCUCACCGGAGGCACCAAAACAGGUUGAGGAGGAAGUUGCAAAACUCGACGCACAAGGAGGAAAAGUGCAGGUGCCAUCUAUGGCAGGAGAUACAGCAGCAAAAUCUGGUGAACAAGGUACACAAGCAGCUGGAGGUAGCGACUUCCUCAGUGGACUCAUGAAUAUAGCCAAAGAUCUCGGCAAAGCCGUUAAUGAACCAGCACAAUCACAGACUCAGCAGACUCAGCAGGGUAACCAUCCAUCCAUCAACCAGGAUGAUAUCGCAAAAAUUACCGCUGGACUGGGUACCCUUGGUAUGCUGUUGAAGGAUAAAUUCCAGAAACCUGAUGCUGGAGCAGGACAAGAAGCAGAAGCUGAGAAAAAAGCAGAAAAGCCCAAAGAGCAACCUAAACAUGAGCCUGUUAUCGACGAUGUGGAGGGCGAAAUUGGACGAGUUCACAUCACCGGAUACACUGGCGAAAAGAAGAAGGAAUAAUUUUCGUUUUUGUCUUCCCACUUCAUGUGAAUUCCAUACUCU